AUGCUGCACAGGACAUCAUCAUCUCGACGCCGCAGGGCGUCAAGAAGUGCUGCAACUUCGCCACAAACCAGGUCUCCCCGACCUUCAGCCCAAACAUCUAGACGAGCCUCCCUCGCAACGACUGAGACAGAUGAUGAACUGGAACCACCGCCGCAACGAAGUCCCAGAGCGAGUCUGGCCCCAGAAGCAGCGUUGGAUUACCCGAGAAACCCCCGCCAUUCACUCGUUCCGGAGACACGGUCCGCUAGAAAUUCGAUUACACCAGAUACACCUUUAGUUAGAAACACCCUUACACCUUCCAGGAAUAACCUCGGCGUUGAACAAGCUUAUGGAUCCCGUCUUAGUUUAAACCCUCAGGACUUCAACCGCUCCCCACGAAACAGUAUCACGCCGGACGCGUCUGCCAGGACUCCACGUCGAAGUUUGGUACCGGAAGGGACCUCGUGGGCUCAGCCGCGAAACUCUUUAGUGCCAGACGUCGGGAGAAGUCCUAGACAUUCCGUUGCGAGUAUACAGAUCGAUCCCGCUAGAAACCAGAAAGAAUUGGGUCCAAGUCCACGUACCAGUCCGCGCGGUAGCAUGGCACCGGACGUGUUAAAGAAAGAUUUCGCCGAAUUAAACAAAACUCCAAGAGGAUCCUUGGUUCCCGAUUCUCAAAAGAGUCCAAGAGGGAGUAUCGCACCGUCUGAGAGAAGUGGCAGGGGGAGUCUUGUCACUGGAGAGAUAGAUUCUUCUAGGAUAAGUCCCCGCGGUAGUUUAACGUUAACAUUUCAAGAGCCGCUGGUUUCAAGAGAAAGAAGAGCUAGUGAUGAAAGCCAAACAGCCAGUGCAAGAGGUCGCGUGUCUCCCUAUAGAGCAUCUCUAGGGGGACGACAGGGCACUGCUCUGUCAGACACGGGGUCACGAAGAGCGUCUAGUUCCGUUAGCCAAGUAUCGGGCGAUGAACAGCGUCGAUUGUGCGGCGAACAGACGAAAUUUAACGAUCGCAGUGGUCUGGGACUGGGCGUGGGACUGACCACGUAUGGCUCGGUGGCGUAUCAAUUAAAAGACGCAAACAUGGAAGCUAGCGGAACAGUGGAUUUCGUCUGUCGAGCUGCCAAAAUUAUGAAUAGAACCAUUGUAAUGACUGUAUUCUUGGCCAUCUUAUCGACUCUUCCUGUCAUCAUGAUGAUAAUGGGUGUACAAUACAUUCGCGAUUGCCCAGCGGAACCUCGUCUGCCAGUCUACAUGGUGGUGGGAGGCGCCGCGGGGGGCGCUGGAAUCUGUUGGCUGCUCUGGGCACAGCUGGCGAGUAGAACGUCCAACUCCUCAGCCAGUGUGCCGGAAAAAAUACUAGCCUCCACCCUUACAGUAUUUCUUAUGGGAUGGUUUGCAUUCGGCAACUACUGGACCCUGGGCAUAAUGUGGCCGGACUACGCGCCGAGUCUCUUCGAGCCCAACCAAUGGUGCCACCGUACGCUAUACGUCUUCUCACUAACUCAACUCGGGGUGGUGUGGGGAGUUCUAGCCCUGAUGUCACUACUACUACUAUCUCUAGUUAUCUGUCAGCAACGGCGCAGCGUCGUGCUCGAGUUGUGGCACAGGAACAUUAACAACACCAUGGACGUUGCCGGCGCACUGCUGCCCUUUACCCAAGUCGUCCGCCCCGAGCUGACCAUCCACGUGCAAGAAGUGCUCACUCAAGCCGACGGUGACAAGCCGAAGAUACCGGAGAUCAACGAACCUAGUGACGAAGACGCGAGGAGCCCCAAGGGCCCGGCUUGA
Leptosia nina is the source of this 1764-nucleotide messenger RNA. The record is from the annotation of a GenBank genome assembly. NCBI's taxonomy places the organism in Eukaryota, Metazoa, Arthropoda, Insecta, Lepidoptera, Pieridae.